AGAUUUUGGGCAGAGUAAAACCUCUCGCUUCGCCUUUUCCUCUCUGACUACAGCUAACAGUCAGAUACUUAUCCUUGGUUAAAUAUUAAACUGUUGCUUCUGUUAAACUCUCGUCAUAACGUCACUACACAGGCCGUACAUAUAAAGCUUCACACAAACGAGGGAAAGGUUUCCAUUCAGUGUCUGGGGAAGAUGGCGGCGACGUGUUCAAUAUUGCCCAAGGGCCAACUACUGUACAGGAAUGCUGUCAAGCUGCAGGUCGCAAGGAGGUUUUCAGACAAAGGAUGGUUCCAGUCUAUGUUUGUGCACGAAGUGGAGGCCAGGAAAGAUGCCCACUCCAACCUGCUGUCGAAGUGUGAGACCAGCGACCUCUACAAAUUCAGUGUAUUUCACAAUGUCAAGCCAGAGUGUCUGGAGGCGUACAACAAUCUGGAGGCUGAGGUGCAGCACAAACUCCACUUAGACCAGGACUAUCCCUGUGAUGUUGUGGGGAGCUGGAAUACUUGGUAUGGCGACCAAGACCAAGCAGUGCACCUUUGGCGGUAUACAGGAGGCUACCCAGCAUUGACUGAAUGCUUGACCAAAUUGAACAACAAUAAGGAGUAUCGGCACUUCAGGAUGGAAAGGAGUAAAAUGCUGGUCUCACGGCGGAACCAGCUUCUUCUAGAGUUCAGUUUCUGGAACGAGCCAACACCCAGAAAUGGACCCAACAUUUACGAGAUGCGCUCAUACAAACUCAAGCCUGGAACGAUGAUUGAAUGGGGGAAUCAUUGGGCGAGGGCGAUCAAACAUCGACAGGAGAACAAUGAGGCAGUUGGAGGGUUCUUCUCUCAGAUAGGAGACCUGUAUGAAGUUCAUCAUCUGUGGGCCUAUAAAGACCUUCAAUCCAGAGAAGAGACAAGAAACUCUGCCUGGCAGAAGGAGGGAUGGGAUUCUAGUGUCUAUUAUACAGUGCCUUUGAUCAGGAGCAUGGAGUCUAGGAUUAUGAUUCCUACGAAGAGUUCACCUCUGCAAUAACCAGAUUCAGUCAAGAUCCCGUUCUGGAAGAGCAAAGCGAGAACAGAUUAUGGGCAUUUUUCCAUCGUGUCUCUCUGUCUUUUUCUCUUUUGUUGUAGGUGCAGAUAACUUAGGCCUACAUGUAAAGCUUGAAUCUAUGAGCUGUGGUAGAUGGAACCUUUUGAUGAAAACUAAUGUUUUGAUGCACUGGCAAGCCCUCAGUUUGAAGACUGCAUUCAAAAUAGAAUCCAGUUUCCAUUUUUGCUACCAUGGUGAAUAGGGGAGAGAUUUUAUUUCACCUAAAUUGAUAGAUAAAUUAUAUUUCAGGUGAAUUAUGUGCCAAACAAGGGAAAGGAAAUCUUCAAUAACGUCAAUAAGGUAUGAAGUAGCUAUGAUACGGAAUUAAUAGCUAUGAUAGAGAAAUGAACUUGUUGCUACUGUAUUAUCAUUAUGCAUCUUGAGUGUGUGAACAUACAGCAGUAAGAAAUGCCUACUCAGUGGACAUGUAGAAGCAUAUGCCAUAUCUCAGGUAUAAGAAACCUAUAGGUCAAUGUGAGCUAAUGUGAGUCUCUUCCCUUGUCAACCAUCUGAAGAAGCAAAUCAAUAGACAUAAGUAGAUGCAUCUUUGAAAUGAGAAACAUGAAAACUGGAUUAUUAAAUGCUAUGUAACCUUU
Molecule: messenger RNA, 1670 nt
Organism: Oncorhynchus gorbuscha (pink salmon)
Lineage: Eukaryota; Metazoa; Chordata; Actinopteri; Salmoniformes; Salmonidae
Gene: nipsnap1
Product: nipsnap homolog 1 (C. elegans)
Exons: 10
Coding region: 193-1017 (274 amino acids)
Cellular component (GO): mitochondrion
Source: RefSeq, a predicted model, not a curated record